AUUCCAAGUCCCUGCCUAUUUGCAGCACUAUCUAAAAACAAUCAAAUCAUCUUUCAAAUCUGACCAAACUACAAAUGAUGUCAUCGCUAUAAGGAGUGGGGCUUUCAUCACCUCCUUGACGUAGGAUGUGUACAUGGCUCUCCAGGUCAGAGUUGCUCCAAGCAAGGUUGUUUUGCAGAAGUUUCUUCUAUGUGUCAUUCUUUUCUACACUGUGUACUACAUGUCCCUGAGCAUGGGCUGCGUGAUGUUUGAGGUGCAUGAGUUGAAUGUCCUGGCACAAUUUGAUUUCAAAACAAAUCCCUCAUGGCUCAACAUAAACUAUAACGUUCUUUUAGUUUCAACAGAGGUCACCUACUUUCUUUGUGGAUUGCUUUUUGUUCCAGUUGUGGAAGAAUGGGUUUGGGAUUAUGCUAUUUCAGUAACUAUUCUUCAUGUUGCCAUCACUUCAACUGUUAUGUUGGAAUUCCCCUUGACAUCAUAUUGGUGGGCUGCUUUAGCUAUAUCGAAAUUGCUUGUUUAGAUUUUCUAAUGCACAG
Molecule: messenger RNA, 536 nt
Organism: Pongo pygmaeus (Bornean orangutan)
Lineage: Eukaryota; Metazoa; Chordata; Mammalia; Primates; Hominidae
Gene: TMEM244
Product: transmembrane protein 244
Exons: 6
Coding region: 134-520 (128 amino acids)
Source: RefSeq, a predicted model, not a curated record